CCUCACAUCCGUCCUGACGUGCUGCUGGAGGAAGGAUGCCAAAUAACUAAACAUCUAGCAAUUUUGGGAAAGUACAGCAAAAUUCGUACACGGGACUGCAUGUCUUGCUUUGGCGUAUCAAGACAAGCCUCAACCUAGAGAGGAGUCUACCAAAGGGAGAUAGCAACAGAUAAAGCAAAAAGGAUCACUGAAGAUUGAGCAACAGCCCUGCUGCGUUAAGUAUGCAGAUCUCUUAUCACACCCACGGUCUCAUCACUGAGCAAUUUGGUAAUGACAGGAAAGUUGGAGCAUGAAGGGAAACGUCAACUGAGGCUCCAUGGUGUAUAGCAAGGGGAAAUGUGAAGCCAGGAUCCAUGGCACAUCCCAUCGCUGCCCUUCCCAUGCCUGCUGCCUGCAGUGAGAUGGAGUGGGGCUCAGGAGGGGCAUGGCAAUGGACCCCGUGCCAGUCUGCAUCAUGGGAAGCACCCCCUGGUUUCUGAAAGCUCAUUCUUGGUUUUCUUGCACAGAAGGCAGCAGAGCGUGAGCAUAAGGCAACCCAAAUCCCACAGGAGUGAGCUGCCACCUGCCUCCUUCCAUGUGCUUCGUAUACUCCCAGUCAAAUGAACCCAUUGGAUGUACUCAAGACACCCCAGGACCACUGCUGCCUUAUUGGGUGGGGAAAGACCAUUUGGAAAGACCGAUUUCCUCUUGUUUAUAGAUGGGGAAAGAGACACAGAUUGGGACCACCAGCCCAUACCCACCCCAGAGCCCCAUGGCGGGGAUGUCACCUGUCACACUGAGCUUCCUGCCUCAGCCAUAAGGGAAAAGGUGGUUUGCCAGGGAAUUGUGGGAAAAUGUGGUUUGCCAGGCAAUUAUGGGAUGUUCUUGCUGGAGGUUACCAACUCAUCCGACUCAGCACUGUGGCUCAGAGGUUUGCCCCCAGUGCAGAAAGAUGACUUUCCUCCAUGACGACUGCUAUUUUCCCCACAGUUACAGGGGCCUCCACUACAGCAGCCCCUUCAACUACAGGGGCUUUGGUGGCCUCUACGACUUUUGGGACCGCUAUGGCCAUGAUGGUCUGUAUGGUCACUGGGGCUUCUGUGGCUCUAGGGAUCACUAUGGCUUUGGAGGUCUGAAUAGUGGCCAUAGGUGGCUGUACGGGGACUGGUAUGGCUACCCAAGCUGGUAUGGCAGCCGCCACGGUCACCACUUCGGUUCACGAUACGGUCAACGCUACGGCUACUGGGGUUGGUAAACCCAGCAGGAACGGCACUGACCUGUGAGGAUCAACCCCAGUCUGGACUGACGGCGAAUCUCAGCAGCAUCUUCCUAAUGCACAGAGCCCAGUGACAGCAGCUUCCCUCUGCGGAGGCAUUGAGGCUCUGCUCUGCUGCCCAAGUGCUCAAAAUGACUGACCUUUUCCUGCUCUGUUUCCUCUCUUCCCUCCCAAACUCUCCUCUUCAUCCACUGCUGGAGCAAAAGCUUGCUUCUCCUCAACACCCAUUCUGUGCAAACUCCAGAAAUGCUGCUGGAGUGUCUGGCUUUUGUGUUUGUUGCAGUGAUGUACAAAACAUAUUCUGAAUGAAUGGUACAGGCACAGUGUACCAUGCCUUGGGGAAUGUAGUCUUUCUGUUCUGGAAUAUAUCUGCCUUUCAUAUUAAAAUCUACGCUUCAUCAGUACUGUA
This is a messenger RNA of Gallus gallus (chicken), 1664 nucleotides long. RefSeq names its product keratin-associated protein 21-1-like. The transcript is spliced from 3 exons. Bases 854 to 1234 code for a protein of 126 amino acids. NCBI's taxonomy places the organism in Eukaryota, Metazoa, Chordata, Aves, Galliformes, Phasianidae. The record is from RefSeq and is a predicted model, not a curated record.